CACCUUCAGCGUCAAACAUGUCGUCGUGCUGUGUCGCCAUCGUCGGCGUUGGUCUCGUCGGCAAGCAGGUCGUGCAGCAGCUCACGAGCCCGGCCCUGAGCGGCCUGUUCAAGAUCGUCAGCCUCACCAACAGCAAGCACACGCUCGCUCUGUCGCCCUCGGCCCCGACCCUCGACGCCAAGACGCUCCUGUCGCUCCUGCCCGCCUCGUCGCAGCCGCUCCCCACCGAGUCGGCGCACCCGGCCGCGUCCUACUCGCCCGCGAGCCCGACCGAGCUCGUCAAGAAGCUCGCCGCCGACGCGCGCGCGUCCAAGCAGCACACGAUCCUGAUCGACUGCACCUCGGACCUCGCCGUCACCGAGCUGUACCCGGCCGCCAUCUCGUCGGGCCUGUCGGUCGUCACGCCCAACAAGAAGGGCUUCUCGAGCUCGAGCGACCUGUUCCAGCAGGUCGUCGACGCCCAGUCGGCGCCCAACGCCGGCCUCGUCUACCUCGAGGCGACCGUCGGCGCCGGCCUGCCCAUCAUCUCGACCCUGCGCGACCUCCUCAAGACGGGCGACGAGGUGACCAAGAUCGAGGGCGUCUUCAGCGGCACGAUGAGCUACAUCUUCAACAACUUCUCGCCCGCGACUCCCGCCGACGGCCCGGCCCCCAAGUUCUCCGAGGUCGUCAAGGUCGCCAAGGAGAACGGCUACACUGAGCCGCACCCUGCCGACGACCUGUCGGGCUCGGACGUCGCCCGCAAGCUCACCAUCCUGUCGCGCCUCCUGUCGAUCAACCCCUCGUCGCUCGCGGCGCUCCCCUCGCUUCCCGACGGCUACGCGUCGCUCGACACCGAGACGCUCAUCCCCUCGGCGCUCGCCGACUGCAAGACGGGCGACGAGUUUGUCCAGCGCCUGCCCGACCACGACGCCGAGUUUGAGCAGCUGCGCGCCGAGGCCGAGAAGGAGGGCAAGGUGCUGCGGUACGUCGGCGUCAUCGACCGCGAGGCGGGCGUCGUCAAGUGCGGCCUCGAGAAGUACCCGGUCUCGCACCCGUUCGCGUCGGCCCUGAGCGGCAGCGACAACAUCGUCGCGUUCCACACGGCGCGCUACUCGCAGCGCCCGCUCAUCGUCCAGGGCGCCGGCGCCGGCGCCGACGUGACGGCCAUGGGCGUCGUCGCCGACGCUAUCAAGGUCGCUGAGCGCAUGGGCGUGCGGGUCCACCUGUAGACGGUCGAGGAGGAGGAGGAGCGAAGGGUGAAAAGGCGCUGCGUCUCGCGCUCAAUCUC
Messenger RNA from Rhodotorula graminis WP1, 1270 nucleotides. RefSeq lists its product as uncharacterized. NCBI's taxonomy places the organism in Eukaryota, Fungi, Basidiomycota, Microbotryomycetes, Sporidiobolales, Sporidiobolaceae. Gene Ontology annotation, biological process: L-homoserine biosynthetic process; aspartate family amino acid biosynthetic process. The transcript is spliced from 4 exons. The record is from RefSeq and is a predicted model, not a curated record. The coding region runs from base 18 to 1211 and encodes 397 amino acids. Gene Ontology annotation, molecular function: homoserine dehydrogenase activity; NADP binding; aspartate kinase activity.